Elephantulus edwardii (Cape elephant shrew) is the source of this 369-nucleotide messenger RNA. RefSeq names its product chromosome unknown open reading frame, human C11orf86 (gene CUNH11orf86). The transcript has 3 exons. NCBI's taxonomy places the organism in Eukaryota, Metazoa, Chordata, Mammalia, Macroscelidea, Macroscelididae. The record is from RefSeq and is a predicted model, not a curated record. Bases 1 to 369 code for a protein of 122 amino acids.
AUGGGGACAGGUCCUCGAAGCCAGUCACUGCGAGUACCCCGGUCCUCCUAUGGCAAGCUUCAGGAGCCUUGGGGGCGGCCCCAGGAGGGCAAACUCCGCCGGGCACUGAGCCUCAAACAGGGACGAGAGAAAUCCGGGCGACAGGGGCUGGGAGGCGCAGAAGGGCUGGACUGCUCCAGCCCGGAGCAGCUGCAGGGAAGCCUGGAGGACACGCAACAGCUGAUCCAAGCCCAGCGAGGAGGCAGCCGGAGGUGGCUGAGGCAGUACCAAAAGGUGAGGAGAAGGUGGGACAGCUUCGUAGCCAGCUUCCCAGGUGUCACCCUGAGCCGACCAGCCUCCCCGGAGCCCCCGCUGCACAGCACCAGCUAA